Molecule: messenger RNA, 294 nt
Organism: Orbilia oligospora ATCC 24927
Lineage: Eukaryota; Fungi; Ascomycota; Orbiliomycetes; Orbiliales; Orbiliaceae
Exons: 1
Coding region: 1-294 (97 amino acids)
Source: RefSeq, a predicted model, not a curated record
AUGUUAGGCCGCCUGCGUAUGAGCAUUGAUGAAUGCAUCGCCGAUUGGGUUGAGCUUUCGAAGAAGAUCUUUCAACCUAAACAUCGUAAAUUCAACCUGCUGAGGGUCGUGGACUUCCUAAAGGCGAACGGCCGCUUCGAUGCUGAAAUUCUUGAGGCUGGGAUCAAAGAAAUUAUUAAGAAGAGACUUUCUCGGCGGUAUGGCGCUGCUGAGGAGGAAGAGGAGGAGGAGGGUACUGAAGCUCUUGAGGAGACGCUUCUAUGGGAUCAAUAUGACGACGGAUACAAAGUGUAA